ACUGUGAGGACGUAGAGAAACGGAAUGAGAGAGACAGAGACACAGUGGGGAGAAAGAACAGAGACAGAGAGCGAAAAAGAAACUGAGUGUGAGAGAUACUUUACAGAGAAGCACACCUACAUACACUCAAAGGACAGAGAGAGAGAAAAAAGAAAACAGACAGGGAGAGGGACAAGGAGUGAGAGACAGGGAAAGUGAGAGUGUUGGAGAGAGACACAGAGAGUGAAUGAGUGUUUAGGAGAGAGGUAGAGUGUGUACAGAGAGACAGACAGGCAGGGAGGGGAGUGAGAGAGAGGGACAGGGAGUGAGAGACAGACCGACAGAGGUGAGGAGUGAUGCCUCCCCAGGUGAGUGAGGAUGUGGAGCAGUCUGAGGGGGCUUCACUCCCCCAGGAUCACCGGAGCGUCCGGGAACAGCCUGUGUGGAUCUUCGGGUACGGCUCUCUCAUCUGGAAACCGGGAUUUCAAUUCACCCGCAGGAGGAUUGGCUUUAUCCGUGGAUACAGCAGGAGGUUCUGGCAGGGAGACUCCUAUCAUCGCGGGAACCAACAGGCACCUGGCCGGGUUGUCACUUUGCUGGAAGAUGCUAAUGCUGACACAUGGGGCGUGGCUUACCAGGUCCAGCAGGACCAGCUCAGGCAUUCGCUGGAGUACCUGAACCUCCGGGAAAGCGUGCUGGGCGGAUACGUGUGCAAGACCGUGACCUUCUACUCCCGUGGGGUACAGGCCCGUGGCAGCAGCACCCUGGCACUGGUUUACAUCGCCACCCCCCAGAACCCACUCUACCUGGGCCCUGCCAAGGCUGAGGACAUUGCAGGGCAGAUCGUCCGCUCUCGUGGCCACUCGGGCCACAACCUGGAGUACCUGCUCAGGCUGGUACACUUCAUGCGCUCUGCCUGCCCAGGGGUGGAGGACAAGCACUUGUUCUCCAUCGAAGCGGCCAGCCUGGCCCUCGCGCCGGCCCCGGCUGAUCGGCAAGCGUAGGUGGCGCCCGGGUGUGCCUGAACCACCUCGGAAGUGACACGCACGGGGUGACGGAGCCCAACAGCCGAAGCCUGUGCCGGCCGUACUGUUCGUCCACCACCUCUUCAGAGCUCCGGCUCGACGUGGUACGAUUCCCAAAGUACGAACCCCUUCCAGCACCUCGCCAUCAGCUGUAGCUGCACGUGUGGGGAGAUCGGAUUUUUAGACAAACAUUAUAACUCUGUUGGAGUGCGCGGCUGGUGUGUUGAGGUGGGUGUGUGGAGUUGGCGCUCUAGUCUAUGUUCAGUCUUCAGGUUCUUAUCACCUACUGUAUCACUGUUGCCAACAACUAUGUUUGUUAUUUUUUAACUUAUUAUUUAUAAUUAAUAAAUGCUGUUUGCUGA
Messenger RNA from Rhincodon typus (whale shark), 1366 nucleotides. It is a transcript of the gene chac1, whose product is annotated as ChaC, cation transport regulator homolog 1 (E. coli). Lineage: Eukaryota; Metazoa; Chordata; Chondrichthyes; Orectolobiformes; Rhincodontidae. Gene Ontology annotation, molecular function: gamma-glutamylcyclotransferase activity; glutathione specific gamma-glutamylcyclotransferase activity. The transcript has 3 exons. Gene Ontology annotation, biological process: glutathione catabolic process. Bases 336 to 983 code for a protein of 215 amino acids. Gene Ontology annotation, cellular component: cytoplasm. The record is from RefSeq and is a predicted model, not a curated record.